Messenger RNA from Suillus plorans, 516 nucleotides. RefSeq lists its product as uncharacterized. Bases 1 to 516 code for a protein of 171 amino acids. Lineage: Eukaryota; Fungi; Basidiomycota; Agaricomycetes; Boletales; Suillaceae. The record is from RefSeq and is a predicted model, not a curated record. The transcript has 4 exons.
AUGGCCGAUCGUCCCUGGAAUGAUCCCGGACCAACUCGUGGCAACUCCCUGAACUUCCCUGGAGUAUCUCAAAUCGAUACCACAUUUGUCCAAGCCCUCGUAGACACGCGGACUGAGGUCCAGAAAUGGGCAAACCGUCCUGUAGAGGUCAGUCACACCGCAGGUUUUGGCAUCGGUACCCCAGCAGUCGAGCUUUCUAACGAAACCGCAUCUGUUGUACCCCACCGUGGCAGUCGCCGUGAGAAAUUGUUGGAUGAUGCCUCCAGUGUAGGCGUCGAAGACAUCGAAGCCCACAGCGAGUCUCUUCCUCCUACUUCGGGAACAGUGCCUAUUGUCCCCAUUGAAACCCCCUUCUUCCAUUUCGAUCUCAUUAGCGCUGUCCGCGCCGUGGAGGCUGGUGUGGAGAAACUUCGCGAGAGAGCUGAAACUCCACCGGCAAAAUAUAUCUGGUUGAACCAUCUAAGAUUGGACGACUGCACGAAGGGGUCCUACUUAUUUACGUGUGCACUCAGAUAA